AUAAAAAAAUAUUUGGAUACCUUAUUUUGCAAUAACAUAGAGCCGCCCUCUCAACAGAACACGCCGGCAGCCAUUAACGGCGAACAUAGGUUUUGUUUCCGGUGAACCAGUGAAGCUUCAAGCUCAGACACGAACCAGCCAGCGAGCUCGAAGCUCGUGCAACUGACAACAACCAAAUUCCACCGGUGAACCAGCGACACCAACUCCGGCAAAAGAGUUUUCAGCUGAAAAAGGUGAGCUUGACAAUGGAAGAAGAGAAGGGGUUGAAGAAAGAGAAGAAAAACAUCCCUGUAUUGCCAUGGAUGAGAAACCCAGUUGAUAUUACUACCUUUGAUCAAUGCUCUCUAGAUCUUUUGCCUUUUAUUGAUCCCAGGUUAGUGGCGGCUUUGAAGAAUAUGAGCAUCACUUCACUCUUUCCCGUGCAACUUGCUGUCUGGCAAGAGACUAUUGGACCUGGCUCUUUUGAACGAGACCUUUGUAUAAAUUCACCUACAGGGAGCGGGAAAACUCUUGCUUAUGCCUUACCAAUUGUUCAGAUGCUGUCUACACGUGCUGUUAAAUGUCUUCGGGCACUAGUGGUCUUGCCUACUAGAGACCUUGCUUUGCAGGUCAAAGAGGUCUUCUCUGCUCUUGCACCUGCAGUAGGUCUGUCUGUCGGCUUGGCAGUAGGUCAGUCAUCAAUUUCUGAUGAAAUCUCCGAACUCAUCAAGAAACCCAAUGUUGAGUAUGGCAUAUGUUAUGAUCCUGAAGAAUUCUCAUACGAGUUACAAAGUGCAGUAGACAUAUUAGUGGCAACUCCUGGAAGACUGAUGGACCACAUUAAUAACACUAAUGGUUUUACGCUCGAGCAUCUAUCUUAUCUUGUUGUAGAUGAAACAGAUAGAUUAUUAAGGGAAGCUUAUCAGUCCUGGCUUCCUACCGUCAUUCAGUUGACCAGCUCUUCUGUUGAUGGGAACUUCCCUUCUGUUGCUAAUCUUCUUCCUUGCACUUAUGGUUCAUUGAAGACAAUCAGAAGAAUGGGCACUGAAAGAGGGUUCAAGGGAAAAGCCUAUCCAAGGCUGGCAAAGAUGGUUUUAUCAGCCACACUAACACAAGACCCAAGUAAACUUGCUCAGCUUGAUUUGCAUCAUCCUCUUCUUUUGACGACUGGAGAAAGACGUUACAAGCUUCCUGAAGAACUCAAAUCAUUUAAAGUGCUAUGUCAAUCGAAGCUUAAGCCACUUUAUCUAGUUUCCCUUCUUCAAAGUCUGCAAGGGGAGAAAUCAAUUGUUUUCACAUCAUCGGUGGAGUCCACUCAUAGAUUAUGCACUUUGCUCAAGUUUUUCGACAAUUUGCAAAUUGAGUUCAAGGAGUAUUCUCGUCUUCAGCGGCAAUCUGUAAGAAGCAAGACGUUGAGGGCUUUCCGGUCAGGGCAAGUGCAAGUGCUUAUUUCCUCUGAUGCUAUGACUCGUGGAAUGGAUGUUGAAGGAGUGAGAAAUGUCAUAAACUAUGAUAUGCCUGCUUAUAUAAAAACAUUUAUUCAUCGGGCAGGCCGAACUGCAAGAGCGGGCCUAAGUGGAUGUUGCUUUACGUUAAUGCAUAAAGAUGAGGUGAAGCGCUUCAAGAAGAUGCUGCAAAAAGCUGACUGUAACUCUUGCCCUACCUAUUCUGCUUCUUCUGAAGUGAUAGAGUCACUUCGCUCUGUGUACACCUUAGCAUUGGAGAAACUAAGAGAGAAUGUUGAAUCAGAAAAGUUCAAGAAAAGCAAGAUUAGGUUGAAAUCUUCAAAUGUGAGAAAGGAGAAGUGAAAAGCUGCCCAUGGUGAUAACUUCCAUUUUCCUAGACAGUGUAGUACUCUGUUGCCAACCAGUUUAUGAUUAUAUCAUGAUUGUUGGCAUUGUUCUUGGUUCUCUAAUUGAUGCCACACAAAAGAGUACAGAAGGAAGUGUUCCAAUGUUGUUUCUCCUGACAGUGAUCUGGAUAUAUCGUGCAGUCGGUGGAAGGUCAAAAAGACUUAUCAUGUUUGCGGGAUUGUGAAAGCUGGACUUUGCUUGAAGGUUCAUUGCCAAAAUUUGAGUCUUUUAUGCUAUAACGAGAGAGAGAAAUCCUGUUUAUAAGCACCCAGGGGCGUCGAUGGAGACACGUUUUUUAUGGUUGGUAUGAAAAUAUUGAAUGGCUGGGAUUCUUCAUUGCUGGUGAAAUUUGAAAAAAUUGGAGAUUUUCAUCUUGAACUAUGAUUAUAAUGGCAGUCAUUAACUUUAAAAAUGACAGUCACCAGUUUUUGUUAUUUGCUGGAGAUCUCUCAUACUUCAGUUUUAUUUAUUUACGUUGUAUAUGGGUAAUUCCUCUGAAACAUUCACUCAACCUCCACGAGGAAGGAUGAAGUUCUAUGUACACUCUUUAUCUUCUCGAGACUACAUUUAUGGGAUUUCACUAAAUAUUUAUCGGAUUUCAGUGGGUAUAUAUAUUGUAAUGUUUUGAUAUUUGCAUUUUAUCUAUUUUUAUCAGAGUUGGUCAAGAAAACAUUUGAACUA
Solanum lycopersicum (tomato) is the source of this 2513-nucleotide messenger RNA. The record is from RefSeq and is a predicted model, not a curated record. NCBI's taxonomy places the organism in Eukaryota, Viridiplantae, Streptophyta, Magnoliopsida, Solanales, Solanaceae.